Fukomys damarensis (Damara mole-rat) is the source of this 2492-nucleotide messenger RNA. It is a transcript of the gene Drc11l, whose product is annotated as IQ motif containing with AAA domain 1 like. Gene Ontology annotation, molecular function: ATP hydrolysis activity; ATP binding; protein binding. The record is from RefSeq and is a predicted model, not a curated record. Bases 57 to 2492 code for a protein of 811 amino acids. Lineage: Eukaryota; Metazoa; Chordata; Mammalia; Rodentia; Bathyergidae. The transcript has 19 exons.
CGAGGUCUGUGGGUUCCACAGUCGAGUCACAAAGGGUAGCGUGAGGAGUGAGCACCAUGUCUGAGGGUGCUUACCAGCGCCUCUGGGUGGCCUCCCAUGUGACUCUGCAAGAGCUGCUGGGUCAAGAGCAGGUCCUGCUGGAAGUGGUGCCCAGCCGGGAGCGCCAGGCCUUCCGGUACCAGCUUUCAGUGCUCUACCUGCGCUACCUGGGGCUGCUGCGUCAGUUUGAUGCCAUCUACGAUCAGAUGGUACAGCCACAGAAGCGCCUGCUGCUGCGGCGCCUGCUGGAUGGUGUGGCGGGCCGCGUGCUGGAGCUCAAGGAUGAGCUGGUGCGAGUGGACCUGUGUGAGACCCACUGCUUGGACCACGUGCUGCAGGACCUUGGGCUGACCCCGGCAGACCUCGAGGUCCCAAUCCCCAAAUACUUCCAGCUAGAGCAGUCCAGCACAGUGAAGGAGUGGCAGCAGAAGCUGGCCGAGAUCCUUUCCAGGACAGCGGUGAUCCAGGAAAGCCCUCCAGGAAUGCCCAGGACGGAGGCCAUCAUCCUGGUGCAAAAUGCUGAGCGUGCGAGGCAGGGCCGGCUCCGAGCUGCCUUCAUGCGAGAGAUCCGGAGAGAGGAGGAACGGGAUAGGAAGGUCCAGCGGGACAAGCUGCACAAGUUCAGUCAGGACCAGGCGGCUCUGGUCAUCCAGAAGGUGUGGAAAGGUCACCUGCAGAGGAAGCACACCCAGCAGGACCGGCGCGCGGAGAUGGAGUUUAUCGGCAUGCUCCCCACUCCCAGCCAGGCAGAGCACUCUGGCAGCCUGUGGAAGGCCACCCUCGGGGAGGAAACCCGGAGGCUCUGCCAGAAGGAAAUGGAAGAGGAGUUCCAUGCAGCUGGGGUGAAGGCCCGAGAGGCUGUCACAGAGACUGAGGGCCCUGACAUGAAGGAGAACAUGAGGGAGCAAAUUCGACAGUGGUUUAUUGAGUGCCGUGCCAUUACCGGCCAGUUCCCUGAUUAUCCAGAUGAGUCAUUAGGUGGAUCCUGCCUAAUCUUCACUGACAGGACUCCAGAACAGGUGAAAAUGGAACUGCAGAUGCAGCCCCAGGAGAGCAAAAAGAAGGUGAAAGAGACAAGUAAGGACAGAGACCAGGAGAAGAAAGAGAAAAAGAAAGGGAAGGAAGACAAGGCUAAGAAGGGGGAAGUGGAAACAAUGCUUCAAGUGUUUCCCUCCAAAUUUAUACCUGUGAUCAGUGCAGGACACCAGGAAUACACAAAUGUGUGGAAGAACCGGAAUGAGGCCAAACACCCCAGCCAGAGCUUUGACCCCGAGACCCUCCGGGAGGAGAAGCGGAAGGAAGCGGAAGUAGAGAUCCGCGCACAGGUGGACGAGCUCAUGCGGCAGGAGCUGAGGAACCUUCGUCUGGCCGUGGACAGGGAGGAUGGGAGACUCUUGAAGGCUCCAAAGAAAAAGCCUGGCAAGAAAACUGGGAAGAAGAAGGAAAAAGAUCUGACCCCAAACAGGUCCCUGGACUCACUAUAUGAAGAGCUUGUCGUUUCUGGCCUUCUAAAGCAGAGUAACAGGGUGGCGUUGAAAGACUACAUUGGAGACUGCCUCUACCUGGGGUCUGCUCUGAUGUUGGCUGACAAGCAGCCCAUGCCCUCCCUGUCUGAUGUGCGACAGAACAUGGCCUUGUAUGGAGUUCUUCGGCUGGGCUCUGCAGACAUUCACUCCCUGGCUCCCCUCAUCCGAUCUAUCCUCCUGGUGGGCCCCUCUGGCACAGGGAAGAAGAUGCUGGUCCAUGCUGUGUGCACAGAAACGGGGGCCAACCUGUUCGACUUGUCACCUGGAAACCUGCAGGACAAAUACCCCGGCAAGACCGGGGCACAGAUGAUUGUGCACAUGGUCUUCAAGGUGGCCCGGCUGCUCCAGCCCUCUGUGAUCUGGAUUGGAGACGCUGAGAAAAAUUUCUAUAAGAAGAUCCCAAAAGAAGAGAGGCAGAUGGACCCAAAGCGCAUCAAGAAGGACCUGGGCAAGGCCAUGCGGCUGCUGAGUCCCGGGGACCGUGUGAUGCUCAUAGGAACCACGGAGCAGCCGCAGCUGGCAGAGAUGAAGGGGCUCUGCCGGCUGUAUGAGCGCAUCCUCUUCGUGCCCCGGCCUGACUACGCUUCCCGCUAUGUGCUCUGGAAGCGUAUGAUAGAGGCCCGGGCACAGGUGACCCCGAGCCUCAACCUCAGCGCCCUGGCCAGUGUGUCUGAUGGCUUCACAUCCGGUCACAUCCUUCAAGCCACCCAGGUGGUGCUCAAUGAGCGGCGGAUCCUGCAGCUGUCCAAGCGGCCCCUGGUGGCCUCUGAGUUCCUGGGGCAGCUGGCAAAGCUGGAUCCAGUGUACCUCAAAGAGGAAGAGUCCCUGAAGGACUGGUACUUCAAGACCCCACUGGGCAAGAAGAGCAUGAAACUUAGCAAGGACCAGUUGGAGGCCGAGGAGGCCAAGGAGAAGAAAAGGAAGUGA